Chelmon rostratus (copperband butterflyfish) is the source of this 779-nucleotide messenger RNA. RefSeq names its product parvalbumin 9 (gene pvalb9). The coding region runs from base 207 to 536 and encodes 109 amino acids. Gene Ontology annotation, molecular function: calcium ion binding. NCBI's taxonomy places the organism in Eukaryota, Metazoa, Chordata, Actinopteri, Chaetodontiformes, Chaetodontidae. Gene Ontology annotation, cellular component: nucleus; cytoplasm. The record is from RefSeq and is a predicted model, not a curated record. The transcript is spliced from 5 exons.
GACUGGCUGAGAGAAAACUUGAUCCGCGCGCAGGUUGGAAACUCAAGCACCCGUCGGCGCAUCCACCCCCGGCCUAUAUAAGAGCGAGCAGCCUGUGACGGGGGCACCACAAAGCCUUACCUGCUGCUGCGUUGGACCUGGACGGAGAGGAAAUCGAGCCAACAGCGGUGAGUCCCACAGCUGCGCGAGGAGAACACAGGACCAACAUGUCGCUCACAUCCAUUCUUUCAGCUGAGGCCAUUGAAAAUGCUGUCAAGGACUGUCAAGCUCCGGACUCAUUCUCCUACAAGAAGUUCUUCCAGCUGUGUGGCCUGUCCUCAAAGACGCCCAAGGAAGUCAAAGAUGUCUUCCAGAUCCUCGAUGAGGACAACAGCGGCUACAUCGAGGAGUCCGAGCUCAAGUUCUUCCUGCAGCGGUUUGUCCCCGGGGCGCGGACACUGACCGAGGCAGAAACCAAGAGCUUCAUCUCAGCAGCUGAUGAUGACAGUGAUGGCAGAAUCGGAGCAGAGGAGUUCCAGACUAUGGUCCUGUCUUGAGUUUCACAGAUGAAAAGAGCUCAAGUCUUCAGGUCUCUCCCCACCUCUGGAGUCAUCAGCUUCCAUUCCCAGAUAUUUCUUUUGUUUUCUACUGAACUCUGUGUGCGCUAAUUGUUUUUGAAUGACCUUUUGUCCAUUUAAAGACAAUAGACCUUUAAUUUCCACUGUGUUGGUCCAUGUUUUCUUUUCUGUGCACACCCCGCCUCUGACAAUCAAUGAGAUUAAUAAACAUGUGGAAACAUA